Molecule: messenger RNA, 1527 nt
Organism: Rhizoctonia solani
Lineage: Eukaryota; Fungi; Basidiomycota; Agaricomycetes; Cantharellales; Ceratobasidiaceae
Exons: 2
Coding region: 1-1527 (508 amino acids)
Source: RefSeq, a predicted model, not a curated record
AUGCGCAACCUAUUACAACCACUCACCAAUGCGGAACAAGUUGGGAUGGAAGUAGUUUGCGCAGACAGCGGAGUUUGGCGCAUAUAUCCAACCCUCUCGUCAGCUAUUGCCAAUUACCCUGAGCAAUGUUGGAACGCUUGCUCCAUUGGCUCUUUCUGCCCCGUUUGUCUAGUGCAGCCCAAUUUGCGUGGAGACCUCCAUCAGAACACUCCUCUUUGUGAGAAAAUUCCUACCUUGGAGGCAAUCAAGGAACAUUGUAAGGAAGGUUUGCCAAAUUUUGAAGACUUUGGGUUGCACAAUCAAUGGCCCUGGUGGAAUCAACAUACCUACAUUGACAUUGCAACGAUGCACACGCCCGAUCUACUCCACCAAUGCCAUAAAGGCGUUUUCAAGGACCAUCUAGCAAAAUGGCUACCCAAGAUUAUUGGUAAAAAGGAGCUCAACUUACGAUACAACAAACUCUUGCGGUCAACCGGUCGCAAAGCCAAGGAAAUGAUGAAGGUGUUCUUACCUGUCGCUGCCGAUGCAGGCCCUAAAGUUGUUGAUGCAACACUCGCUCUGCUGAAAUUCAUGUAUCUGGCUCACUCAUCAACUCUCACCAAGACCAAACUUGAGGAAAUGGAUCAACAUUUAGCAACAUUCCACCAAAACAAGGCAAUAUUCAAGCAAUGGCUGAAAACCAAAAGGAAAUUUCAUAAUAUACCAAAGUUCCACCAACUUCAACACUAUACCCACUCAAUUUGCAUGCUCGGCACGCCUUAUGGAUACAACACCAAGGCUCCAGAGAGACUUCACAUCAACCUGACCAAGGCCGGAUUCAACGCCUUGAAUAAGAUUGAUGACACGGAGCUGGAGCAAAUGGCGGAAUAUAUAAUGAGAAUGGAUGCAUUGGCAUUGCAUUGGGCGUACUUAACUUAUAUGGAUAGCCCCAAAGGCAACAAAGAUUUGGACUGGGACAAAAGGGCUGAGUCGAGGGGGGAGACAUGGUGGGAAGAGGGCAAGAUGGGAGAUGAAGAUUAUAUGUUGGACACAUUGGAGGGCGGCACUCAAGAUGAGGACAGAGAAAGCAAGGCUAGCCAGUGUAACUCGGACGAUGAAGAGGGCGAAGACAAUGAGCCAGACAAUUUGGCAGACGGUUGUGUUGUUGACCGGGUCAUCAAAGGCAGGGUCCAAGUGUCAGAUCAGGGCGGGAAUGGAGACAACCUGGAUACCAACGUGGGGAUGGAUUCGGCGCCAAAAUUGUACUAUCCGACUCCGGAGCUUGUUACUGCCAAGGGCCGCCGCAAGGUGCCCUCGACAGUCAACCACUUGGUUAAAGCUCACUGUGCAACAAACCUUGUGCGCGAUAUAUCCACAUUUCUAAAAAAACUGAACCCUACCUGGCCAACAACUAUACUUUCACCGGACGAUACCUUGCACAUCUGGACCGUUAUUUGCUUAUUUCACCCUACUCUCCCAUUCAAGGCCUUAGAGCCACCACAAGUUGACCACGUCCAGGCUUGGCCGACCAAGUUUGACUUGAUAUAG